AUGCCUGCAGGAGAAGAGCCCAAUGCCGCCUGGCCCAUCGCCGACGAGGCCUUGACCCAGAACCUGUUGGACCUUGUCCAGCAGGCUUCUCACUACCGUCAGCUGAAGAAGGGUGCCAACGAAGCCACCAAGACCCUUAACCGCGGAACUGCUGAGAUCGUCAUCCUGGCUGCCGACACCUCUCCCCUGGCCAUUCUCCUUCACCUGCCUCUCCUUGCUGAGGACAAGAAUGUGCCGUAUAUCUAUGUCCCCAGCAAGCUCGCCCUGGGUCGGGCCACCGGUGUCUCCCGUCCUGUGAUCGCCGCCAGUAUCACUACCAACGAGGCUAGUGACCUUAUGGGCCAGAUCCGCACCAUCAAGGACAAGGUUGAGCGUCUCAUGAUCUAA
Messenger RNA from Aspergillus chevalieri, 387 nucleotides. It is a transcript of the gene SNU13, whose product is annotated as RNA binding protein snu13. Bases 1 to 387 code for a protein of 128 amino acids. Gene Ontology annotation, cellular component: box C/D methylation guide snoRNP complex; nucleolus; precatalytic spliceosome. The record is from RefSeq and is a predicted model, not a curated record. Gene Ontology annotation, molecular function: RNA binding. The transcript has 3 exons. Lineage: Eukaryota; Fungi; Ascomycota; Eurotiomycetes; Eurotiales; Aspergillaceae. Gene Ontology annotation, biological process: maturation of SSU-rRNA; mRNA splicing, via spliceosome; ribosome biogenesis.